GAAAGAGUUCGGUCCAUCCUUUUGAAUCCCAUCGUCAUCGUUCCACAAGCCAUACAGCAGGGUAGUCCUCGGUCGGUUUCCGGCUGGAGAAUACCGUUGCGGGGUGUGAUCGGUCCUUUAGUCAAUCGGUUCGUUUGAUGGGACGACGUUCUGCAUCGCGCAGACUAUAUAUCCGUUGAGGAAAAAAGAAAAGACAGAUCUAUCUUAAUCAGACAACAUGGAACAGCAGCAGGGCCAAUCCGGGGUCCCCGGCCCCGCUGGCCGUCGCCUCCAUAUAGCUCACAGGAGAAGUCCUUCUGAGCUGACUCCACUCAUGAUGGAGCAACUAGCUAUACAGCAACAGAUUGAGCUGCUUCAGCAGCAACAGCAGCAGAUUGCAGCUACACAUCAACAAUAUGUUAACAUGGGCCUCUUGCAGCCCCAGCAGCCGCUGGGUCAGCUUCCGGCCUACUCUACCGCCAUGCAGGGCGGAGCGUCGAUAGCAGGGGUCGCCCCUCACGUCAACGCUUUCCAAUUCCCCCAGAUGGGCCAGCAGCAGCAGAUGGGAGUGCCGAUGAAUCCUCCCAGUCAGCCGUCCUCGCACAGACGGAAUCAGUCCGCGCUGCCAGGUCUCGGAAUGGGACCUCCUCCGGCUCCUUCCUCGGGUGCUUCGGGAUAUGGAGACUUCAACCAGGGCAACCAGAACCGUGAGAAUAUGCAUGGCCGCGGCCGUGGUGGCCCGCCUGGCGGUGGUCACCAACGGCGCCAUUCCCUUGCUCUUCCAGAAGCCAAGAAGGCUGCGGAGCUGGCUCAACAGAAGAGAACUACCUCCGGCUUCCAGUUUCCCAUCCCUGGUGCUGGCGGAAGUACCGGUACUACGGAGGGUACUUCAGGUUCGGAUGACAAGUCUACUUCCAGUACGAACCAGCCGUCUCAGGGCCUGGGUAUCCAACGGGCUGGUAACAUUCGUGUAGGAUCCCACGGUCGAAGCCAGUCGAUGGCCGUUGGUGGACGCGGCGCCGGUCGUGGCGCUGGUGGUUUCCAGUUCCCAGCACCAAACGAUGGAGGUUCCGGCGGCCAGCCGGAUACUCAACGACGAAGCAGCCAAGCUGGUCAUGCACGCACAUCCUCUCGCAACUUCGAUGGUAACUGGCGCCAGCCCAACAACCAGAACCAGGGACAAGAUCAGCAGAAGAACCAGACGGGUGGCUUCAAUCAGCAGCAGGGCGGAAACGGUGGCUUCCAACCCGGUCACCGUGUUCGAGGAUCGAUGAACCAGUCCAUCGGCUCCAUUGGCUCCUUCCAGUUCCCGGGCCAGCCACAGCUCAUCCAGCUGCCUCAGGGCCAGGUCGUCAUGGCUCCGCCUCAAAUGUUUGCUGGUCAGCAACUCAACCCUCUGCAGAUCGCUCAGCUUCAGGCCAUGCAGCAGAACGGACAACUGAACGGCCAAGGUCUUGGUCUGCAGGCUAGUCAGCAUGCUCCGCAGCAGCUCUCUGCUCAGCAACAGCAGCAGCAGCGGAAGACUCUCUUCACCCCUUACCUGCCUCAGGCGAACUUGCCCGCUCUGUUGAGCAACGGUCAGCUUGUGGCCGGUAUCCUGCGCGUUAACAAGAAGAACCGUUCUGACGCCUAUGUGACUACAACUGAUCUCGAUGCGGAUAUCUUCAUUUGCGGAAGCAAGGACAGAAACCGUGCUCUCGAAGGUGACUUUGUGGCCGUCGAGCUUCUUGACGUGGACGAGGUUUGGGGCCAGAAGCGCGAGAAAGAAGAGAAGAAGAAGCGCAAAGACAUCACGGACACCCGCGCUGGCAGCAAUGCCGGAAACGAUAAGCUAUCUCGGUCCGAUUCGAAUGGAGAUGGCCAGCAGGUGGGUCCCGACGGCAGUAUCCGUCGCCGCGGCAGUCUCCGCCAGCGCCCGACCCAGAAGAAGAACGACGAUGUCGAGGUCGAGGGCCAGAGUCUCCUCCUCGUGGAGGAGGACGAAAUCAGUGACGAGCAGAAGCCCCUGUAUGCCGGUCACGUUGUUGCGGUCAUUGAACGUGUUGCAGGACAGACGUUCUCUGGAACUCUUGGUCUGCUCCGUCCUAGCAGCCAAGCUACCAAGGAGAAGCAAGAGGCCGAACGUGCCGCGCGCGAUGGUGGUAACGGCCGAGGCCAUAACGACCGCCAGCAGGACAAGCCCAAGAUCGUCUGGUUCAAGCCGACGGACAAGCGUGUGCCCCUGAUCGCCAUCCCCACGGAACAGGCACCUCGAGACUUUGUCGAGAAGCACCAGGACUACGCCAACCGCAUCUUUGUGGCAUGCAUCAAGAGAUGGCCCAUUACCUCCCUCCAUCCCUUUGGUACUCUGGUUGAGCAGCUUGGAGAGAUGGGUGAUCUGAAGGUCGAGACCGACGCUCUCCUUAGAGACAACAACUUUGGAGCCGAUGAGUUCUCUGAAGCCGUCUUGAAGAAUGUUGGCUUCGAAGAUUGGUCUGUUGCAGGUCAAGGAGACGCCCUACUUGCUUCUCGCCGUGAUUUCCGCGAGGAGACCACCUUCACCAUCGAUCCCAAUGGUACCAAGGAACUUGAUGAUGCGAUCCACAUCAAGAAGCUCGCAGAUGGCAAGCUGGAAGUCGGUAUUCACGUCGCUGACAUUGCUCACUUCGUCAAGGCCAACUCUCUCGUUGACAGGGAGGCCAAGAAGCGGGGAACCGGCGUGUACCUGAUGAACCGUGUCGUGAACAUGCUGCCACCGCGAGUGUCAACUGAGCUUUGUUCCCUUCUACCAGGAGAAGAGCGUCUAACGGUCAGUGUCGUGUUCCGCGUCAACCCCAACACUGGAAUUGUCGAAGAGGACGCCUGGAUCGGCAAGAGUGUGAUCAAGAGCGCAGGAAAGCUGACCUACGACGAUGUGGAUGCCGUUAUCUCCGGAAAGUCGGACAUUCCUGUCAAUGGUGUCAGCGCCGAAGAUAUUCGAAGCUUGCACGCCAUCGCAACGAAGUUCCGGGAAGCCAGGUUCGGUAACCGCGUCGUUAACCCACCAUCACUUCGUCUGGUGUAUCAGCUUGAUGAUGAGAAUGUGCCAGUGGAGCACAAUAUCUUUGAUUCUUCGGCCGCGCACGAACUCAUCGAAGAGCUCAGCCACAAGGCGAACUCUUUCGUUGCACACAAGCUGCUGGCGGCUCUGCCUGAAAAGGCUUUCCUUCGCCGCCACGUCUCGCCAAACCCUCGCCGCCUUCAGACUUUCGUGGACAGGAUGAACAGACUCGGCUACAACAUUGAUCCCACGAGCAGUGGAAGUCUGCAGGCCAGCUUGUUCAAGGUUGAAGAUGCGGACCUCCGUAAGGGUAUGGAAACACUCUUUAUUAAAUCCAUGCAACGUGCGAAGUACUAUGUUGCGGCCAAUGUGCCCGAGGAUGAGCGCCAGCACUACUCUCUCAACCUGCCCCUGUACACGCACUUCACUAACCCGUCUCGACGCUACGCCGACAUCAUUGUCCAUCGUCAGCUGGAAGCUGUUCUUUCUGACGGUGCAAUCGAGUUCACUGAUGACGUUGAGACUUUGGCCAAGACUGCUGAGCAAUGCAACAACAAGAAAGACUCGGCCCACAACGCGCAAGAACAGAGUGUCCACAUCGAGUCCUGCCGUGCCAUGGACAAGAAGAAGCAGGAGAUCGGCGGUGACCUCAUCAGUGAAGGUGUUGUUUUGAGUGUAUAUGAGUCUGCAUUUGACGUUCUGAUUCCUGAGUACGGUUUCGAGAAGCGUGUCCACUGCGAUCAGCUGCCAUUGAAGAAGGCUGAGUUCCGCAAGGAUGAGCGUGUCCUUGAGCUCUACUGGGAGAAGGGUGUCCCGUCUUCUGCCUAUAUCCCUGAAGACGAGCGCCCCAAGGCGACCAACUCUCGUGCCGCUCACGCCGCAGCUGCAGCACGCGAAGCAGAGGCUGCCCGGGAACGUGCCAGAGAGAGAGAGGAGGCUCAGCGGAAGCAGACUGAGACUGGAACAAUGUCCACUGACGACGUUGAUGCCCUCUUCGAUGAUGACGACGAUGUUGAUGAGAUUACCGAGAUGGCGGCUGGCGUCUCCUUGAACUCGCCCGCCGAUCGCUCUACCCAGAGCAUGCCUCCGUCUCCUACACGUAACGGCCAUCUGGAGCAGGCUCCUCACCGCACUCGCUCCGACCCUAAGAUUGCCACAAGCACGGCUGAUGCUCCGGAGAACAAGUUGACGAACAAGGAGAAGUACCUCAAGCUGUUCAAGCUGAGAGAGGAGAAUGGAGAGUACAUCCAGGACGUCACCGAGAUGACUCGGGUCCCGAUCAUCCUCAAGACCGACCUGAGCAAGAGCCCUCCAUGCUUGACCAUCCGGUCCGUGAACCCUUAUGCUCUGUGAAAUCGGAGCAUCCAAGGAUUUCCGUGCUCAAUGACGCAAUACCUCGAGUCUCUUGGCCGACUUGCAUGCUGGACCGCUGUUGGUCUAGUCUCAUCAGUACGAUUGAGGUUUGACUGGAUCGGGCACACUAUUAUUUGAUACUCUAAUACAUGUGAUCG
This is a messenger RNA of Paecilomyces variotii, 4509 nucleotides long. RefSeq names its product cell wall biogenesis protein phosphatase Ssd1. Bases 218 to 4351 code for a protein of 1377 amino acids. The transcript is spliced from 6 exons. Gene Ontology annotation, biological process: mRNA catabolic process. Gene Ontology annotation, cellular component: P-body; exosome (RNase complex). Lineage: Eukaryota; Fungi; Ascomycota; Eurotiomycetes; Eurotiales; Thermoascaceae. The record is from RefSeq and is a predicted model, not a curated record. Gene Ontology annotation, molecular function: RNA binding; 3'-5'-RNA exonuclease activity.